Didymodactylos carnosus is the source of this 1101-nucleotide messenger RNA. NCBI's taxonomy places the organism in Eukaryota, Metazoa, Rotifera, Eurotatoria, Philodinida, Philodinidae. The record is from the annotation of a GenBank genome assembly.
AUGACUGCCUCAAUUCAACCAACUUCUUAUUGGCUUAUCUGGUCUUUGUUAGUCGGACUAUGUCCUGUCGUGAUUUCAAACAGCCAAUUGCUCAAAUCACCAAACACAGGAGAAAAAGAAUUAACAAAAGAAGCGUAUCUGGCGACACUUGAUCCAGAGAUUAAGAAAGCUUAUGAACACGUAGAGUUUGAUUCUCCUGAACAGAUAGACAAAGCCUUCGCCGAUAUUUUGGCACUUCAAAACAAAAAAUCAUGGAACGAAACCUAUACAAGAAUAAAAUCAAAAAUAGUUACAAAAACAAAGAAGAAAAUAAAUGAAUCUGUGACGCUCAACAUCUAUAGUCAAAAGUCAAGCAAAUCUCGUCCAGGAUUGUACUGGAUUCAUCCGGGAGGAUUUUUUUUUGGUGAUACCGAUUAUGAAGAUUUUAUGAUGCAGCGAAUCGCAGAAGAACUCGAUUUUGUUGUUGUGUCAGUUAACUAUCGAUUGUGGCCUGCUAAAUACCCAGAAAUUUUUGAGGAUUGUUAUGCAGGAUUGAGAUAUGUAUGGGAUAACGCUGAAAAGUUAUCUAUCAAUAAAAGUCAGUUAGCAAUUGGAGGUGCAAGUGCUGGUGGAGGUCUUGCAGCUUGUUGUGCUUUACGAGCUCGUGAUGAAAAAAAUGAUAAAGAAGAUAAAAAUCCAAUCGAAAUUAAUUUUCAGUGGCUCAUUCAACCAAUGUUAGAUGAUCGAACAAACUUGCCGUCAACAGUUAAACUUGGAUUAAGCCCAGGAUGGCCAUCCGAAGCGAAUCGUCUGGCAUGGAAGCAUUAUCUAGGUGGAAAUUAUAGCAAAGAACAUCAUCCAUAUGCUGUAGCCUUCCGAGCGGAAGAUCUUAAGGGACUUCCGAAAACAUUUAUUGGAGUUGGAUCUGCCGAGAUAUUUCGAGAUGAAAACAUUAUUUUUGCUCAAAGAUUGCUUGACGCUAAUGUUGUUGUCGAACUCAAUGUUUAUCCUGGUGUUACUCACGGUGUGGAUAAUUAUCGAAUUGACAAUCCGUUCGACAAAGUUGCUGAAGAAGUUCGAGAAGUCAAUUUGAACGCUUUGAAAAGAGCUUUUAGACAAUAA